AUGUUAGACAGUCAUAAUCAAUACAACAACCAUUUGCAGUCUCACUAGUCUGAUAUCAACAUCAAUUUUCGCAGCAGAUAGAGCGUUUACUAGGGAUUUCUGAGUAAGGACGUUUAAGUCUACCAUGAUAGCAGCAAUCAAUCUUAAAUGCUUGAACAGAUGAAGAUUCCUAUCAACGAUGAUUGCAUUCAAAUCCUUGAUUGGCUUGACAAUAUUUACUUGGAAUAUGGUAUUCCUCUCAAGCAGGCUUAAUAUAUCAACAUUUGGGAUCCAGUAGAAAAUCACUACAUUGACAUAACUCGCAUUCGCUCCAUUCCUUGCUACAAUUUCAAGCAAGCCUAGCCAAUUUAUUUGAGGUAUCUUCCUAACUAGGAGCAUGCUGUGCCUCCCCAUGCUAACUACUAAUCGAUGAUUGACGAAAAUAUGUCUUGCAAUUAUCAUAUUGAAAAUCCUUUGUAUUAAAAUAGUCAAUAAAACAACUUAUUUAAUAACUCCUUGUAAUAAUCAUCUUCUAUAUAGAAUACAAAUAACUGGUACAACAUAUAAUAGCAAAGUACUUCUUCUUCAUUCUAAGUAAAUAACUUUCAUGGUACCUUCAACAAUGCCAAAUCAAGUAGCAAAACUCUAAGUAACUAAAGCUACCAGCGUACAAACUCAGAUGCAGGUUCAAACAAUUCUACAGCAUCAACAAGUAACUCUAGUAUUAGACCUAAAAGAUAAUCAAUGGUAUCUGAGUCUAGCAAUAGCAAAAGCAGCCUAACAAAUAAUGCUUUUACAAAUAGCAGCGUCCAUAAUACAGUAGCUAAAAAUGAGAAGAUGGUUAAUUCUGAAAAUUUACACAAUCCAAGAAGACUUAUCGAUUAAUUAAAGUAAGAAGCUAAUUCCUCAUCACCAAUAAUAGAUCAUGAUGAAAAUGUGAUGAAAAAUUUAAAAAUGGAAGAUUAAGGAAGUUCCUUUGCUUCUACUAUAAAUAUAGGUACAGGUAAUGGGUACACUAGUAAAUCUAUCCAGCUGAACUUAAAGAAAGAAUAUAUUCAUGAAUCUUCUGACAAUAUGCAAGCUAGCGGGGAAUUGAAUGGAAUUUAGAAUAAUGUUGUCAAUAACUCUACUUGUUCAAAUAAAUAAUCGAAUGGUAAGACAAAACAUAAAGAUUCUGAUUAAUUGUCAUAAAAAGAUAUGUGCUCCACUCCUCAGUAAAAUGAAUAAUAAACAAGUAAUUUUCAUAUUAUUUUUAAGAAUUACAUAUAAAAUCUAUCAAGUUUAGUCAUACUUACUUCCACAUACAUAAAGUUGCAAAUAUUAAUUUUAAGGGCAUUUUUUUAAUUUCUCUGCCUUAUUGUUUGCAAAUUAACUAACUCUCUUUUUAUAAACAAACAAACAAAAAAUAAAUGCAAUCAAUUAAUCAAUUAAUGA
This is a messenger RNA of Tetrahymena thermophila SB210, 1413 nucleotides long. RefSeq names its product transmembrane protein, putative. NCBI's taxonomy places the organism in Eukaryota, Ciliophora, Oligohymenophorea, Hymenostomatida, Tetrahymenidae. The record is from RefSeq and is a predicted model, not a curated record. The transcript has a single exon.